CUCAGCAAGAUGUCGGAGAAGGAGGGUGCCCAGCGCAAGUGGGCGGCACUGAAGGAACGCCUGGGGCCGCAGGACUCGGACCCGACCGAGGCCAACCUGGAGAACGCCGACCCCGAGCUGUGCAUCCGGCUGCUGCAGAUGCCCUCGGUGGUCAACUACUCGGGGCUGCGCAAGCGGCUGGAGAGCAGUGACGGCCUCUGGAUGGUGCAGUUCCUGGAGCAGAGCGGCCUGGACCUGCUGCUGGAGGCACUGGCGCGCCUGUCGGGCCGCGGCGUGGCCCGCAUCGCUGACGCACUGCUACAGCUCACCUGCGUCAGCUGCGUGCGUGCCGUCAUGAACUCGCAACAGGGCCUGCGGUACAUCCUCAGCAACCAGGCCUACGUGCGCCAGCUGUCCCAGGCCUUGGACACCUCCAACGUGAUGGUCAAGAAGCAGGUGUUUGAGUUGCUGGCUGCACUGUGCAUCUACUCCCCCGAGGGCCACGAACUCACCCUGGACGCCCUGGACCACUACAAGGUCGUGUGCAACCAGCAGUACCGUUUCAGCGUCAUCAUGAGCGAGCUGUCGGACAGCGACAACGUGCCCUACGUGGCGACACUGCUCAGCGUGGUUAACGCCAUCAUCUUGGGCCCCGAGGACCUGCACACCCGUGCCCAGUUGCGAAACGAGUUCAUUGGGCUGCACCUGCUAGACGUCGUGACACAACUACGAGACCUGGAGGACGAGGACCUGCUGAUCCAACUGGAGGCCUUUGAGGAGGCGAGGGCCGAGGAUGAGGAUGAGCUGCUGCGCCUGAGUGGCGGUGUGGACAUGAGCAGCCAUCAAGAGGUGUUUGCCCACCUCUUCCACAAGGUGAGCAGCUCCCCAGUGUCCAGCCAGCUGCUCUCUAUGCUGCAAGGUCUCCUGCACUUGGAGCCCAGCCACCGCCCCAGCCAGGUGCUCUGGGAGGCCCUGGAGAGGCUCGUGACCCGGGCAGUGCUGCUGGCCAGUGAUGCUCAGGAGCGCAGCUCUGAGGAGGUGUUGGAGCGCCUGCUGUCCACCAAGGGGCGACCUCAGCCGGGAGUCCUGGGCCGGGCCCACAAGAGCAUCCAGGCCAACCUGGAGGCCCGGCAGCCAGCAACAGCCCUGAGCUGCCCACCUGUGGCACCCCCAGUCCCAAGCUCCACCCCUGCGCCCCCGCCCCCUCUCCCAGGUCCUGGGACCACUUGCCCUUCCCUGCCUCCUCCCCCUCCCCCUCUCCCAGGUCCUGGGACCACUUGCCCUCCCCCGCCCCCUCUCCCAGGUCCUGGGACCACUUGCCUUUCCCUGCCUCCUCCCCCUCCCCCUCUCCCAGGUCCUGGGACCACUUGCCCCCCACCACCCCCGCCCCCUCCCCCAGGUCCUGGGACCACUUGCCCACCCCCACCCCCACCCCCACCUCUCCCAGGUCCUGGGACCACUUGCCCUCCCCCGCCCCCUCUCCCAGGUCCUGGGACCACUUGCCCUUCCCUGCCUCCUCCCCCGCCCCCUCUCCCAGGUCCUGGGACCACUUGCCCCCCACCACCCCCGCCCCCUCCCCCAGGUCCUGGGACCACUUGCCCCCCACCACCCCCACCCCCUCUCCCAGGUCCACCGCCCCCUCCACCAUUGCCAUCCAUGGGCUGCCCACCCCCACUGCCCGGCCCCCCUGGAGUGGACAGGGUAGAAGAAGUCAUCGUGUCCCAGGUGGACCACGGCCUGGGCUCCGCCUGGGUCCCCAGCCACCGGCGUGUGCACCCGCCCACACUGCGCAUGAAGAAGCUGAACUGGCAAAAGCUGCCAUCCAGUGUAGCCCGAGAGCGCAAUUCCAUGUGGGCAACGCUGAGUGGCCCAGGUGUGGCCGUGGUGGAGCCCGACUUCCCCAGCAUCGAGCGGCUCUUCUCCUUCCCGGCCGCCAAGCCCCAGGAACGACCAGCCGCCCCAGCCCGGAAGGAGCCCCGGGAGGUCACCUUUCUGGACUCCAGGAAGAGCCUGAACCUCAACAUCUUCCUGAAGCAGUUUAAAUGCUCUAACGAGGAGGUCGCAGCCCUGAUCCGGGCCGGGGACACCUCGCGGUUUGACACAGAGGUGCUCAAACAGCUCCUGAAGCUACUCCCAGAGAAGUACGAGAUUGAGAAUCUGCGGACCUUCACUGAAGAACAAAGCAAGCUGGCCAGUGCCGACCAGUUCUACCUGCUGCUUCUGAGCAUUCCCUGCUACCAGCUGCGGGUGGAGUGCAUGCUGCUGUGUGAAGGCACGGCUGUGCUGCUGGACAUGGUGCGGCCCAAGGCCCAGCUGGUGCUUGCCGCCUGCCAGAGCCUGCUCUGCAGCACCCAGCUGCCUGUCUUCUGCCAGCUGAUCCUGAGUAUUGGGAACUUCCUCAACUACGGCAGCCACACAGGGGAUGCUGACGGCUUCAAGAUGAACACCCUGCUCAAGCUCACUGAGACCAAGUCCCAGCAGGGCCGAGUGACGCUGCUGCACCAUGUGCUGGAGGAGGUGGAAAUGACCCAUCCGGAUCUCCUACAGCUCCCACAGGACCUGGAGCAACCAUCCCAAGCUGCAGGUAUAAAUCUGGAGGCCAUCCGCUCCGAGGCCAGCGCCAACCUGAAGAAGCUGCGUGAAGCCGAGCGGAAAGUAGCGGCUUCGGUGGCCGAGGUGCAGGAGCAGUACCAGGAGCGGCUACAGGCCAGCCUCGCCGCCUCACAGGCGCUGGAGGACGUGUUCGACGCCAUUGAGCGGCGGAAGCUGGAGCUGGCCGAGUACCUGUGUGAGGACCCCCAGCAGCUCUCCCUGGAGGACACCUUCAGCACCAUGAAGACCUUCCGGGAGCUCUUCCUGCGCGCGCUGAAGGAGAACAAGGCACGCAAGGAACAGCUGGCCAAGGAGGAGGCACGCAGGCUGCGGGGCGAGGAGGCCAAGCCGGCCAGGAGAGGGCCACCACAGCAGGAGGAGGUGUGUGUCAUCGACGCCCUGCUGGCAGACAUCAGGAAGGGCUUCCGGCUGCGCAAGACGGCUCGUGGCCGGGGUGACCCCGAGGCCAGCGGCAAGACAGGCACCACGGAUGCCCCCAAGGCUGCGGCACCUGUGGCCGCCAGUGACCCCACGCCUGGCCAUUCGUGCCCUGAGCCCCCAGGCUGGGACUUGGUGGAUGCCCUGAGCUCUAGCCCCCAGCCCCCUGAGGAGGACGGCCCCCAGCCCCAGGAACGGCGCUCCUCUUGGUAUGUGGAUGCCAAUGACUUCCUGCCCACCAAGGACACCCAGAGUCCCCAGUCCCCCGAAGGGGCCUGGCCAGUGACUCUGGGAGACGGUCAAGGCCUGCAGCCCCUCGUCUUCAGUGACAAGCCCCCCAGGGUAGAGAGCUCCAGGCAGGAAGCCCAGCACCGUGCAGGGUCGGGGGGCGACCAGGAGGCUGACAGCACGGGCCAGGGCCCAGGCCUCAGUGCCGGCCACCCAGCCGUGGACAGCAGCGAGCCUGGGGAUGAGGAGGGCACGGCCCCAGAGUCCACACUGGACACAUCCCUGGACAAGUCCUUCUCCGAGGAUGCGGUGACAGACUCCUCAGGCUCGGGCACCUACCCCCGAGCCCCAAAGGGGCCAGGCCGGCGGAAGAAGCGGCGCCCUGCUCGGAGCCAGGAAGGACUCAGGCCCAAACCCAGAGCCUAGUGACAGCAUGUGCUGCCAAGCAACACCUGGGGUCCAGGCUGGGACUGGCCCCCCGGAGACCGACAGCCGGGCCGCCUCGGGGCAGCAUGGCCAGGACCCUCAGGCACCAGCUGCACACCUGGCCCCCGAGGCCUGCUUUGCACCCAGCAAGGUCCACAGCCGUGGGGUUGGGGCCAGCACAUGGUCAGCGCCCCCACCCCUGCCCUACCCAGGCCUGCCUCCUGCCAUGCUGCUGUUUAACCCAGCACAUUCCUGCCACUGGCAGACCCAGAUGCCCUUGGAUGGGAAGGGCUCUGCCUGCAGCCAGGAUGUGGCCACAUCACAGCGGCCUCCUCCCUCCCAGGGGGCAAGAGCAGCCUGUCCCGCCCCCAGCCGUGCCCUCAGCCCCAGUGCGUGCUGCCAGAACA
Ochotona princeps (American pika) is the source of this 4070-nucleotide messenger RNA. It is a transcript of the gene INF2, whose product is annotated as inverted formin 2. The record is from RefSeq and is a predicted model, not a curated record. The transcript has 21 exons. The coding region runs from base 10 to 3663 and encodes 1217 amino acids. Lineage: Eukaryota; Metazoa; Chordata; Mammalia; Lagomorpha; Ochotonidae. Gene Ontology annotation, biological process: actin cytoskeleton organization. Gene Ontology annotation, molecular function: actin binding; small GTPase binding.